Hippoglossus stenolepis (Pacific halibut) is the source of this 4363-nucleotide messenger RNA. RefSeq names its product RAD9 checkpoint clamp component B (gene rad9b). The coding region runs from base 2864 to 4078 and encodes 404 amino acids. Gene Ontology annotation, cellular component: checkpoint clamp complex. The record is from RefSeq and is a predicted model, not a curated record. The transcript is spliced from 12 exons. Gene Ontology annotation, biological process: cellular response to ionizing radiation; DNA repair; mitotic intra-S DNA damage checkpoint signaling. NCBI's taxonomy places the organism in Eukaryota, Metazoa, Chordata, Actinopteri, Pleuronectiformes, Pleuronectidae.
GCAACACACUGAGCUGAUCAAGGUGUGAGCGAGCUCUCUGAUAUAUAUCCAUAGAAAAUAUUGUGAUUGUACGUGGCGAUGAGGAAGCGCGCCACGUUUGUCGAGCACCUGGAAAAAGGGAAGCUUGUUAAAAAAUGGAAGUGGUCACAUUUUAAUGAGGUAAGACAACAACACGAGAACUAAUGGGAUGAACAUAACUGAUUUAGAUUUAUUCUUCUUUCAAAUGGUGAAAAUAUUUAUUUUUAGGUCUGCAGAGUCUAACAAGAGUUACAUGGAGGGUGAGUCAAACCCCUGUUUUAAAUGCCAACUGUAAAUAGAAUAAACCUGUCUUGAUUAUUGAAUUUCAAAUGGAUGAUUUGAAUGUGGAAUAAAAGCAACUGCAGGUGUUUGUUUUCUCUUUGAUGACUAAACCAAACCUUUUAUUCUCAGUCUAAUGCCCGUAUAAUGUGCUGGAAGUAUUUAAAUGGUAAACGGAAAUUUACUGUAACUAUGGUUAAAAGUCCUAUGUUUUAAAGAAAAACACAUUUUUGCAGGAAAAGACAAAAUUAUCAAAAGUUGAAGUAUCAUUUGUGUAGAAUGGCUCUGUUCAUAUUAUAUAUACAAAGGAUUAUUACUUUUAAGUACAUCAACAACACAAGCAGCAUUUUAAUGCUGUAACUACUUGAGGUGGAGCUACCUUCAAGAACUAUGAAUACACAGCAUAUUUGUUAACAAGAGAUCAUAUUCUAGGAGCUGAUAUUAACAUCUGGAUGAGAAAUAUAAAACAAUGUAUUAGUAAACUGUACAGAUGUAGAAUAAAUGCACAUGAAAAGGCAGAAUGUCAGGGUACAUAACACAUGGACAUACAUGACCUGAGCACUGGAUCCCUGAUAUGAGCCCAAGCCACCCAGACUGUUUACUGCACAACAUCCUCCUCUCUCCCAUACGUUCUCAUUUGAUCAAACUGUCGGUCUUGUUUCUUCUUUGUAAAGCACUUAGCAAUAUUUUAUUAUAAGAAAAGUCCUGUAAAAAUAAAUCUAAAUUAUUAUUAUUCCAUUUUCUGUUGCUCUCUUAUGAUGCUAUCUAAUAAAGUUUUAAGGCCCAAAACAAAAAACUUUUAUAUUGUGUUUUCAUGGAUGUAUCAGAGUAGAAGUAUAAAUCUGAAUAAAAUGAAUAUGCUUAGCCUAAGUUUAAAUACCUCAGAAUUGUAAAGACAAAAGUAAUCAUUUUUAUGUAGUGAAUUCACAUUAGGGAAACAGAGUUGUGGGUGCAUCACCCAGAAACAUGUUUAUUCUUACCAAUGCAUUUACCUGAUGAAAUCCAGUAAACCCAUAAUGUCGCUAUAAUAUAUGAUAUAAUAAUGGUUGGAAUGAAAUCCUUUCCAGUAGUGUUAUGUUUAAACUCUGCUGCUUAAACACAGUAACACUACAGAUGAUCUAAAUAGUCGGAAAUGAGGCGUUGUCUUGUGACUUGUUUCCCUUGCCAGGCCUGGAGUGUUCACCAGGUCAGCAGGGGAGAAAGAUGUGCAGAGGAACACACACACAUGUGCCUGCAGGCGGUCAGCACAUGAAGACAAUACACAUGUCCAAAUCUGUGAUGUCUGCACCCUUCUUACAGGUAACCGCAUGAAGCUGGAACAGAUGCUCAGUUUUCAUCUUGUCAUGUUCAAUGUCUAUAAAAUGGUUUAAAUGAGAUCAUUAUGAUAUUUGUCACGUGCAACGAGAUCACUGCCAUCACAUCAGUUCUGGUGUGAUGGCAGUGAUGUCUCAGCACCCUGCCCUCACAGCUGGACAGAGACGCUUCCUCUGCAGCAUAGCUAAUGUGUACAGUACCGAGCACAUGAGACGCCAGAUGAAGCAGCACUAUCUCAAUGUGCUGCACUCGUGUGUCCAGUCAGGUCAGAGUCCCUCCUGCAGGAGGGGGCAUCAGCGUGGAGACAGCAGCACGCUUACACAGGAUGCAGGGAAGGAUGUGGAGGCAAGGGCGAAGCCACAAGGGCAGAGGAAAGGCAGCAGCAGCAGCAGCAGCAGCACAGCCAAUCCUGAUGUCAUACUUCCCAAAAUAGUCAACCGAGGAGGGAUAUGAUGGCGGAUGGUUUAACUCGGCUUUAAGGACCUUAUACGAUGAGGGUUUAUGUUGAUCUUUGUACCAACACCUUCUGUCUGGUUGCACAGUUUUUCAAAUAUGAAUUUUGAAUGUCCUCCUUACAAAGAAUGGUGUGUAGGCGUGGUUUCAUACAACACUCCACAUAUUAGAAGCUGCUGCUUUCACAGUCCUACUUCUGUUUGUUGGAUGUUUAGUUGUAGUUGUCGUUAAAAGUGUUCUUCUAUUCUUUAACAUGCUACCAUCCAUAACACAAUAAUAAAUAUUGGAUUGUGAUAUUGGAUAUUCUACUGUCACUGAGUUCUUAGUCAGAAUUUAUAUUAUACAGUAUAUGUGUUAAUGAUACAGGUUUUAUUUGGACUUUUUCACCACUUGAAAUGGAAAUGAAGAUUGAUGUAGUUUUCAUUAGAGGAAGCAUUAUUCCAUGAAUUAAUGUUGCUACGUUACUUAUUUGUAUGUAGUGAUUCUAAACCUUUACAUGUUAUAUUUUAUUGCGCUACCUACUAGUUAGCUAGUUUAAUAACUUAUUCUGUACAGUUUUACUAUAACAUCUGCUACUAGCUUUAUGCUAACUGGUGUAGAACAAUGUUGACUGUCCCUGUUAAAUAAAACAGUACAUAAAGCUUAAGGUUAAUACAUUUAUUACAUUUUAUAUGUGACUGAGCGCCUUCAGGCUAAACUAGCCUCAUGUCAAUAUGACUGUAUUUACUUCAGCUAAGCUAUUUAGCAUAUCAGCCUGUUAGCAUCUGCUCUCUGAGCUCCUGGUUGAGUUACAGCAAGUAUGAAGUGUGUCCUCGAGGGAAAUGGUGUAAAAGUUUUUGGAAAAGCUGUUCAUGCCCUGUCACGGAUUGGAGAAGAGCUGUGGUUGGAUCCUAUGGUUAAAGGGUUGGCGCUGAGAUCAGUGAACGCCGCUCACUCUGCAUAUGCCUGCUUCCUUUUCACGCCAAUGUUCUUCCAACACUACAGCCUGGGAUCUGGCUCAGAGCCGGCCCGUGAAACCAUCAAAUGCAAACUGGUCAUUAAGUCAGUGCUACCCCUUUUCCGGUGUUUGACUGCCAUUGAGCGUAAUGUCGAACGAUGUCAGAUAACAAUCAGCACUCCCACUGACCGAGUGAUAAUCCAGUUUUUCUGCAAACAUGGCAUCACCAAGACUUACAGCCUCCGCUUCCAGGAGAGUGAGGCUCUGCAGGCGGAGUUCGCCUCACACCUCUGCCCCAAUGUGCUGAAGGCCCCUGCUAGACUUCUCAGUGAUAUGGUACUGCAUUUCCCAGUGUCCCUGGAGGAAAUCACUCUGUCUGCCACUCCUCUGAGAUUCACUCUGAGAAACUACCACGAGGCGGGAAACGAUCACAUGAAGAUGAUGUACACUGAGAUGUCCUUACACCCUGAUGAGUUUGACUCCUUCCAGGUCGGAGCGGACUCAGACAUAACCUUCUGUCUGAAGGAGUUGAGGGGUUUUCUGUCCUUUGCGGAGUCACAUUGCCUUCCAGUGUCGGUCCACUUUGCUGCUGCAGGAAAGCCUGUGUGUUUCUCCAUGGAGGACAUGGUCCUAGAGGCCACUGUACUGCUGGCUACUCUGAUCGACUCUGAAAACACGGGCCCCUCUCAGCCUGUCGGCCCCCCGGCCCCCACUUCACCCAGAUGUGCAGAUGUUGCUGCUCUACCUGUGGUCUCUCAUGAGGGAGACAGCAGGGAGUCCCAGAAUGUUCCUGCUGUGAUGGAGCUGAUCACAUCCAGUCAGGGCAGCCCUAUCAUCAACCCACCUGCUCUCAUGCACCUUCUGUCUUCAGCUGACGAUCCUCACGGACUAGACGUACCCGAUGAGGCCAGUGCCAUGGCAACCCCUGCGUCUACCAUGAUCUGCUCCCUGCUGUUCAGGGCUUUGGCGUCAGAGCAGGAAGACGAUGGCUGUGAUGUCAGUCUUCCUGUUCUGGCUUGUUACAGUGACACAGAAGACGAUUUGGAGGGAGACUAUACAAGAAGCCCUUCACUGUGAAAAGAGAGUGAAGGGAUGUGAAUUUCAUCAUCUGGACCUAAAAGUAGACCCUACGAUUCAACUGUAGUCUGAACAAGUUAUGCUCAACUAUAUUAAUAUAUCCAUAUAAUACAUACUCAAUGCAGUUUGCAUUUUAAAUUGGUUGUAGGUGUUUUGUUCUUAACUUAAAUGUUUAAAUUAUAUUCAGUGUUCAGGUUCCCCACAAUGUUCAGUUGGAAAUGACCAAAUCUAUUUACGAUGCUUAUUUGUAAUAAGUGUAUAUAAACUAAUUUGUUUUGGCUGUUU